This is a messenger RNA of Notothenia coriiceps (black rockcod), 705 nucleotides long. RefSeq names its product N-terminal EF-hand calcium-binding protein 1-like. Gene Ontology annotation, cellular component: endoplasmic reticulum; Golgi cis cisterna; cytoplasm. The annotation marks the transcript as partial. Lineage: Eukaryota; Metazoa; Chordata; Actinopteri; Perciformes; Nototheniidae. Gene Ontology annotation, biological process: regulation of amyloid precursor protein biosynthetic process. The record is from RefSeq and is a predicted model, not a curated record. The transcript has 8 exons.
GGAAACGGACAAGCUAUCAGAUUAUUUCUCUCAGCACCUGGGGGAGUAUCUGAAUGUACUUUCAGCUCUUGAGAGUCUGAAUAUUUCCAUUCUAAAAGCUAUGGAUAAAACUAAAGAGGAGUACCUGGGUUCCAGUGUGUUGGGCCAGUUUGUCACCAGGUUCAUGCUAAGAGAGACAUCCAGUCAGCUUCUGUCUCUUCAGAGGUCCCUGCAGUGUGCCAUGGAAGCUGUUGAAGAGCAGAGCAGCCCUGCACCCAGGAGAGAGGUAAAGGCCCCGGAGCUGACAGCAGUUCAAAGGAAUGGCAGGCGGUGUGGUCGCAGGUUCCAAAAUAACCUCUCCAUGUCCCCCUCAGAUCCCUGCUCCAACAUCCUGACCACCGGUGUGUGCAUGGAAGAUGGAGAGAACUGGUGCUCUCAAGUCAACAGGCUGCAGCUGCUGCUGGAUAAGCUGGAGUGUCAGGGUCCAAAGUUGGAGCCACUCAAAGAGGAUACGCUGGCCAGCACAUACAAAUCUAACAUCCUGCUUGUUCAGAGGCAAAUGUCGGUGUCAGAUGAAGAGCUUGACAACUUCCGGAAAGUUCUGAAUAGCUACAUGGAGGCCACCGCAGCCCACUCUGACAACCUGCACGUGUCCGUUCAGAAGCUCCCGGGAAAGCUGUGUUACAUAAUGUAUGAGUUCUGGCAGGACCGUAUCUCCUGGAUGAG